This is a messenger RNA of Fragaria vesca subsp. vesca, 986 nucleotides long. RefSeq lists its product as uncharacterized. The record is from RefSeq and is a predicted model, not a curated record. Lineage: Eukaryota; Viridiplantae; Streptophyta; Magnoliopsida; Rosales; Rosaceae. The transcript is spliced from 2 exons. Bases 30 to 431 code for a protein of 133 amino acids.
AACCAUUCUUCUUUGUGAGCUUCAUUCCAAUGGAGGCUGAUGAUGAGAAAAAACCACUCUAUGCUUCUCCAACAUCAUCACCUCCAACACCUCCUUCACCACUUCCCAUCAGCGUUGGACCCGGCAACCAAAAGUACCUAUUCUCGCCGUCUCCAUCUCCCUCGCCGCCUUUCUCCCCUCCCUCGAGCCACACGUCUGCCGAGAAUCUGCUCCCUCUUCUCCUCCCUGAGAAGCUGCAUCCUAGUCCUAAAAUGCCAUCGUCAACAUUUUCCUUGGAUUAUAGUAGACCGCCACCGGAUCAUUUGGAGUCCAGGAGCUCCUGCCUUACUGACUUGUUAGAGUGGUUUAUAGAGAGAUGCUGCAACUGCUGUACCAAGUCUCCCUAUCAACUAGAAAACAGAUCCUCAUCAGGAGCAGCACUCAAAGUGUGAUUGAUAUUAUUCCCUUGUUGGUUUUGGUAGAGAUUCAAAGUGCAAGUGAUCACUACUAAUUUACAUGAUAUGAUGUGCUAACCUCAUAAUUAACUAGGCCUCUUUUGCCUCACAUGAUUUUUCAAGUACCCUUCUGUGUCAACUUAUGAGUGUAACCUUUCAAAGUGAAUGACUGAUGUUGUAACCAUUUAUUCUUUGUACAUUCACAGCAUUGUCUACAAUUCAUUUCAAAGAUUUUCCUGUGAACUACAGAGAGACACUGUACUGAGAUUCCACUUUUGUUUUCCUAUUAGAUUGCUGGACUAAAACUAUAAAAUUGUGUACCCCAAGAAACCCUUCAAGAAAAAUUGUAUCCCUUUCAUAAUCUAUACUGAAUAGGGGCACGACGUUUCAACUUUAUGUAAAAUUUGUGUCAUUUUUCGUACCCAUCGUGGUGAAGAAUUUGAAGAUUAAGAUAUCAUCAAAAUAGUAUUUGUAAUUAAACUCGAUUUGUGAACUUCAUAAAUACGGUCGUAUUCUAUCAAUUAUAUUUUUGAUUUAGUGUGAUUUCUAUCA